AUGGCAGUUUCAAGAUCCAUGAGCUCCUUUAUCAAAUACAUCGUUGGAAUUGUCAUGGGAAUUUUCAUUUGCUCUUAUAUCAUUAACAUGGCCAAAUUACAUAUGCAAGGCAACACUCAAAUUAAUCACAAUCGUUACAACUUCCAUUAUUACAGGUUCCGUGGAAAAGGAAUGAUGGAUUAUAGUUCAAAAAUAAAUCACUCAGUAGCAGAUGACUUGCAUGAGAAGGUGCGCAUCCUUUGUUGGGUGAUGACUUCGCCUGUCAACCUGGAAACAAAAGCCAAGCAUGUCAAAGCCACCUGGGGCAAGCGCUGCAACACUCUGCUGUUCAUGAGCUCGGAGAGCAAUCCAGAUUUUCCUGCAAUCGGACUGGAAACCAAAGAGGGCAGAAAACAGCUGUACUUGAAAACCAUUAAAGCCUUCCAUUAUGUGCACCAACACCAUAUCAAUGAGGCUGAUUGGUUUAUGAAGGCUGAUGAUGAUACCUAUGUCAUUGUCGAAAAUCUCAGAUUUCUUCUUUCAAAGUACAACCCCGAUAGGCCCGUGUACAUGGGCAGGCAUUUUAAGAUGUAUAACAAACAGGGCUACAUGAGUGGAGGAUCUGGUUAUGUUUUGAGCAGGGAAGCAUUGAAAAGAUAUGUGGCAGCCUUCAAAAAUGACACCUGUCGUCAUACUUCCCAUAUUGAGGAUGUGGAACUGGGAAAAUGUAUGGAAAUACUUGGAAUUGCUCCUGGAGACUCCAGAGAUAACCACCUAAGAGAAUCAUUUUUGCCCGUUUCACUAGAGAAUCUCCUGAUGAGAGGUCGUUAUAACAAAGACUUCUGGUUCUGGAAGUUCACCAAUUACACAGCUAAAGACGGGCCUGAAUGCUGUUCUGACUUGGCAAUUUCCUUUCACUAUGUAAAGCCCAAGUUCAUGCAUGUUCUGGAGUUUUAUAUUUACCAUCUGCGUGCUGCAGGUUACAAAUACAGAAAAAGUACUCAUUUCCCAGACCCACCCAAGGUGUUAGAACUGUCCAAAGAAGGGAAGAGCAAGUUGAGAAGAUAA
This is a messenger RNA of Hypanus sabinus (Atlantic stingray), 1047 nucleotides long. RefSeq names its product glycoprotein-N-acetylgalactosamine 3-beta-galactosyltransferase 1-like. Gene Ontology annotation, cellular component: membrane. Lineage: Eukaryota; Metazoa; Chordata; Chondrichthyes; Myliobatiformes; Dasyatidae. The coding region runs from base 1 to 1047 and encodes 348 amino acids. Gene Ontology annotation, molecular function: N-acetylgalactosaminide beta-1,3-galactosyltransferase activity. The transcript is spliced from 3 exons. The record is from RefSeq and is a predicted model, not a curated record.